AUGUUUUUCAACCGAUUGUCGCGAAUAGUUCUGAUGGGAAGUAAAUUUAACAGCGCGUUAAAAUGUUACCGGCCCUGUGCAUUCCUUCCAUCAAGAAAUCUUUGCCAUGCGGCUAGCAUGAACGGACCACUAUUUCAAAUAUCCGACAAUAAGAUACAGAAAUACUUGGAACGUUUGCGCCUGGAAUAUUACGCUCUGAAGGUACAGGAACAACGCACGAAGAAAGACAUUCAGCGAAUGUUGCUACUCUCCAACGUGGUGGAAAUGUACGAACAGCGCAGGAUAAUCGUUGACAAUUUGAGUUCGCUCAAGGAGCUGAAGGACGACAAAGAUGAUGAGAUGGUGCAGUUGUUGAAAGAAGAACGUGAAGCAUACGGAAGUAUUCUGCUCCGAUUGGACAAUGAAAUUCUGGACGGUAUUCUAUCGAUGGACGAUGAGGAAGAUUAUGGUUCGCUCAUAAUGGAAGUAACGGCGGGUGUCGGUGGACAGGAAGCGAUGCUUUUUGCCAGCGAACUGUUCGACAUGUACUGCGGGUACGUGGAGUAUAAGGGCUGGGAGGUGGAAAUGCUCCAAUCAGAAGAUACGGACAUUGGAGGAACGAGACAUGCGACCACGAUCAUCACUGGUCUGGAUGCGUAUCGCUAUCUCAAGCAUGAAGGAGGUGUUCAUCGUGUGCAACGAAUCCCGGCGACGGAAAAAUCCGGCCGCAUUCAUACCAGCACCGUCACGGUGGCCAUUAUUCCCCGGCCAGAUGACUUUCAGGUAGACCUCAAGGAGAAGGAUCUAAAGAUUGAAACGAAGCGUGCCAGCGGUGCAGGAGGACAGCACGUUAACACAACGGAUAGUGCGGUGCGGAUCGUUCAUAUACCGACGGGCAUUGCCGUCGAGUGCCAGACAGAGCGAUCGCAGCAAAAAAAUCGUGAAAUAGCAAAGCAAAAGCUGAUCGCUAAACUGAUGCAAAACGAACUGGAAGCGAGAUUUAGCAGCACUCAAGCGCUCAAGAAAUCGCAAGUCGGCCAAAGUUUACGCAAUGAGAAAAUUCGAACGUACAACUACAACCAGGACCGCAUCACGGACCACCGAAUAGAAGGCGGAACUGCACACAAUCUGAAGGGAUUCCUGGAGGGUGGCGAACAGUUGGAUGACAUGAUUGAAAAGUUACGACGCUCGCAGCGCCGCAAGCAGCUGAUGGACAUCAUCAAUAGAAAGUGUGAACAGUGA
Molecule: messenger RNA, 1221 nt
Organism: Anopheles marshallii
Lineage: Eukaryota; Metazoa; Arthropoda; Insecta; Diptera; Culicidae
Gene: mRF1
Product: peptide chain release factor 1-like, mitochondrial
Exons: 1
Coding region: 1-1221 (406 amino acids)
Biological process (GO): translational termination
Molecular function (GO): translation release factor activity
Source: RefSeq, a predicted model, not a curated record